GAUUUAUAAGGUUACAAGGCCGCUGGAGGUGUCGGCAAUCGGGUUAUCAAAAGCGGCGUCAUAUAAUGAGGCUGCUGCCAAACGUAAUCCGAGGAACACAUGAGGAAGAGGCUGUACAGGAUAUUAUUACUUUGUUACCAUUGCCUCCAGAUACUUCAAUUAAAAAGAAAGAGGAUUUCAUAAACCACUGGCACAUAAAACUAUUUCAACUGUUCUACUCGCACUGUAUCCGUGGUUCUCUCCAUUCUAUCAUUUCCUCCUCUACCUACCCUUUGAUAGUAGUUCUACUACCAUCAUCGACUUAUUCCGAACAACCCAAUCGACCACAACCAUUAUUCUCCCGUCUUCGAUCGGUCUCUGUUUGGAUCGCCCAUAGAAAUUCGGUAUGCGGUUUUGUUCAUGAUACAAUCAUCUACAAUCUAUAACAAAGGGAGAAGACUCUGAAAAACGAUACUCUUUCCAUUCAUUUCACCGUCGAAGAAAUGUUUCAAACAUUUAGUGGCAGUUCUCGCAGACCUAGACAAGUCAACCUUUCCGGUCAAACUCCGAAUCCAUUCGCUGCCGGUACCUGGAGUUCCCCAGCUUCAGCUUCUGGUGCUCAAAAGACAGUGGCACAUGCGCAACAAGAGAGGGAGCAACGUCAGAGGGAAAGAGAAAGGCUCAACGCCUCAAAGAAAAUCCAGAGAGUAUGGAGGGGUCAUAGAAGUAGAGUAGAGCUUGCGGAUGCAAGACGACAACAAUAUAAGGCGGCCUAUAGUUCUUGCGAGGGAGAGCACGAUGCCCUCGUUCCACUUGAGCAAUUAAAGUUGUUGAUGGCGUUUUGCAACCCCGAGCGGGACGAUGAUGUAGCCCAAUUGACGGAACUCGGCAGGAAGUUCGUUCACAGCAAGAAUACUAGACUCAUGUCUCAAGCAGAGUACCAACCUUAUCUCCUCAAAUUGGCAAAGCUCACGCUCAGUGCUCUCAUACAUACCUUGCCCAGCUACAACAGAGUUCUUUUCAGGCUUCUGUCGAACAUAUUAGUGGAAAAUGGCAACAUACUAUCACAUAUUGCAAUUUCCUAUUAUGACUUUCUUUCGGCAGCCGUAGUUGGAGGGAGUGUUUCCGAUGAAUGGCGUGCGGAGCUUGUCUCAGCAGUAUUCUUUCCUCUCAAAGUAUCUCCGUCAGCGCCGGGGCAAUCAUCUAGUACAGUGUCAUUGGAUGUUUAUUCAGCAAUGGCAUCUCGAUUCCUGACCAUUCCAGAUCUAGAAUCUAGGCUUGGGGGUCUACAGGUACUCGCAUCUAAACUGAUUGGCAAUAAUCUAGCUGCCGCUAUAGUUCGUGACUACUCAAGCAUUUCCUCUUCGCAGUCAAAUCCGGAGGCAAAGCUCUGGCUGCUUGCCCAUUUUAUUGCAAUAUACCGUAUGCGGGAGCAUCGUGAACAGGAAUCCGAGCUACUGAGAGCCUUGUCCCUUCAAUUAUCGGCGUGCUCAGUCGAUCUUAUUGGCAGAAUUGAUAGUCGCAAACCAGCAUCCAAUAAUUUCCAAACAGGAGAAAGUGAAGAAGAUGGAGUUCAGCCUGUAAAAAACUUGCCUAUAUUCGUAAGCAAUCAGUUGUUGUCUUUGUUAGAUAAAGAGUCAAUAACUGGGCUACUCAAAAGAUUCAACAUAGAUUAUGCCAAAGGGUCGACGGCAGGGCAGGAAGAUGCAAGCUUUCUGGCAAGUUACGCUCUUACCCUUCUAAGAAUUUUUCCGGAUCGUGCCGAUGAAAUUCGAAUGUGGCUUUGUUCUAGCUCAAUCACGACUUCAAAUGGAAAUGAGGUAUUGGCUCUCAAAUUCCUUUGGCAGGCAACGAGUUCAACAAACACCUUCAAAGCUAUCAUGGCUGAUUCGAGAGCUGCAUUGGAGAUCCUUCGGUAUCAAAACCCUCGCAGCAAUGAACCAUCUCAAGAAGUUAUAUCAAGAAAUCGAGAGUGGAGAACCAUUCUUCUGUUCUUGGAACUUUAUACGUUUGUUUUGAAGUUCAUAGAUGACGAGGAUUUCCUUGGAGGUAGUACAAAUUCGAACCAAGCGAGUGGGACUGCCUCAAAGAUCCGGGGCAGUGCACUCUCAUUGGAAGCUGUCGAGCAACUCACCCUUUUUUUGAAGAACAUCUCGUUCACCACUUACUACAAUGCUGCUGAACUUUCUGGUGACGAUAAUUCUGUUAUCGAGGGUGGCUUAGGUACCUACUUCGGUAACAAGAGCGAAUCCGCAAAAGAUGAGAAAGACGCUUUUGAUGAGGGCCGAACAAUAAGCAGCUCGAGUUGGCCAUUCGCAGGUAUCUCGGGCAUGACGUUUUACCAUUUGCGAACCAUUGUAAUUGGGGUUAUGCGUAUGAUUUAUGAGCGAGACUCAAGAAGACGAUUUUUGCCCAAAGAUCAUUGGCUCAUGACGGCACGUUUUGACAUGAAAGGCUUUAUUGUUGAUGUUAUCAAGGAGCACGAAAGGCGACAAGAGGUUGGCGACAGCGAAGGAGCUGAAGCAGAGUUUGAAGAAGAUGCAGAAGAGUAUGAGCCAGUUCAGAGUCUUAUGCUGGGGCGUACAACCCGGGCAAGCCACUUGCUGUCUCAGGUGAGACAGCAGGAUCUGUUACGAAAGCAUCAGCAAAAAUUGAACAAGAGAAAAAUCAUGGCUGCUGUUGGGCCCAGGAUUGAGGUGUUACAAAAUAUGCCAUUUGUCAUACCCUUCGAAACUCGCGUUGAGAUAUUUCGCCAGUUCGUCAUGAUGGAUCAGCUCAGGAGGCGGUCAGGAGUUAUCGAUCCGGAUUCAUGGCGUAUGCGAAUGGCAAACAUGGCACAAAAUCGACAUGCCGCACGAGAAACUCUUGGCAGACAUCACGCAUCGAUCCGUCGAGAGUCUGUAUUUGAAGAUGCAUUUGAGGCAUUCUUUCCACUUUCAGAAGGCCUGAAGGAGCCCAUUCAGAUCACCUUUGUUGACAGCUUUGGUGCUAUUGAGGCUGGUAUUGAUGGCGGUGGAGUGACGAAAGAAUUUCUUACCAGUGUUACCAAUGAAGCAUUUCGCGGUCCUCUAGAUUACGGUAAUAAUCCAUCCCUUUUUGUCACGAAUGACCAAAACCUAUUGUACCCGAAUCCAACAGCCAUGGAGCAAGACUAUGCAUUUUUAAGAUCAGUUGGGAUAAAUGAAACUAGUCCUGGUUGGAAGACGCAUAGUGUACAGUUGCGUAAUCGCAUGCACUUCUUGGGCCGCAUCGUUGGAAAAUGUUUGUACGAAGGCAUUCUCAUUGACAUCAAUUUCGCUGGAUUUUUUCUCCUCAAAUGGUCCGCUGCAAAUUCUGGUCCAGAAGCAGCAAGUCGCAGUAAUUUGAACGAUCUACGUGAUCUUGAUGAAGGAUUGUAUCAAGGGCUGCUAAAACUCAAAAACUAUCCUGGCAAUGUCGAAGAUUUCUCUCUCGACUUUACUAUAACCGACCAAAUUCCCAAUGGCAUGCCUGAUGGCCGCGCCAAAGUAAUCACCCGAGAUCUUAUGCCUAAUGGCUCUAACAUUCCCGUGACAAACGAGAAUCGUCUCCUCUACAUUGCAUACGUCGUCCGCCACCGUCUCCACAUUCAGCCCUAUGAACUCACGCAGGCUUUCCUUCGCGGUCUCGGCCAAAUCAUAAAUCCCUCCUGGUUGAGCAUGUUUAACCAAGUCGAACUUCAAACCCUAAUUUCCGGUGAGACAUCCGAUAUUAACAUUAAUGAUCUACGCAAGAACACACAAUAUGGCGGUGUUUAUCAGAUAGGUUACGAUGGACGCGAGCACCCAACGAUCAGGAUGUUCUGGCAGGUCAUGGAAGAGUUCAAAGAUGAGGAUAGGAGAAAGGUGCUCAAAUAUGUUACCAGUACGCCGAGAGCACCGCUAUUAGGAUUUGCAUCAUUGAAUCCGCAGUUCAGUAUUAGGGAUAGUAGCUCAGAUGAGGAUAGACUACCUAGUGCAAGUACGUGUGUCAAUUUGUUGAAGUUACCAAGGUAUCAAAGCAAAGAGAAGUUGAGGGAGAAAUUGUUGUAUGCGGUCAAUGCGGGGGCUGGAUUUGAUCUUUCGUGAUUUUUAAAUCUGAAGAGGUUGUGGAAGGGGAUAAGAAGAGCCCGGAAGUCGGAAGAGAGUGAAGUGAAGUGUAGAGAAAAUACUAAUGAGGCAAAUGAUAAAAGCGAAGCGAUGAUUGAUGAUCAAAGAAUAUACUUACAACAUACAUGGCGCAGGCGUUUUUCUAUUUUUCAUUUUAGCAGAGAGUUAUUUAAUGGUUGAAUGGAUGGGCUGGGAUCGAAUGGCAAUGUAUGAUUACAUGAGGUUGAAUGGAGAAACUUCCCAAAUUACAAAGGCUUGCAUGUGGUGAAUCAAUUCAUUGAUAGGACGUGUAUUGAGAAAACGGAGAAGGAUGGUGGUCUAUCUGUCUGUUGGGAUUGGAGGAUACAAGCGUGUAUAGACAUGAAUUAAUCGUCAAUACAUUUAUUUCUUACACAUUUGGCAUUGGUCUACUGACAUUUGAAAAGAGGUCUGGGGUUUCCGAUUCAUGACUAGGAAAAAUAUUCCAUUUCAAAGAUUCCA
Messenger RNA from Botrytis cinerea B05.10, 4565 nucleotides. RefSeq lists its product as hypothetical. Gene Ontology annotation, molecular function: protein binding; ubiquitin protein ligase activity. Gene Ontology annotation, biological process: ubiquitin-dependent protein catabolic process; protein polyubiquitination. The transcript is spliced from 4 exons. The record is from RefSeq and is a predicted model, not a curated record. The coding region runs from base 483 to 4064 and encodes 1193 amino acids. NCBI's taxonomy places the organism in Eukaryota, Fungi, Ascomycota, Leotiomycetes, Helotiales, Sclerotiniaceae.